CAGCAACGCUUCACACACUUCCAAGCAACACAUCUCCCCUCCCAAUCGAGCAACACGCCGACAAACCUAUCCCACCCACUAUCUGCAGAUACACACACUCGUCUCUUCGUGCAUGACCAGGCGCACCCUUCUGUUCAUCAUUGUAGCACUCCGAGGCCAGAUCCAUACUCAACAGCAGCAGCAGGUGUUUCGUGUGUCUUCCACGCUCCAAGCUGCUUUAAUCACCUGAACUGUUCCACGCGGCGGCAUCUCGCCACCUUUGUGUGGAUCGUCGCGCGACCGCAUUCCGAGCACGCCGAGGCUCCUCUCGCUAGCCGAUCUGGCGACUCUUGCGUUUUCGGAACCAGCGCCGUCGAUCUUCCGUUCGUCAGAAGCCGCACCGCUUUCAUCCACCGCACCUGGCGGCGGCUUUUCCGUCCCCCGCGGGGGUUUCACCCCGGGCCUUUUUUCCACGUCAUCCGCCGCUGCGCCGAUGGACUUUCGCGGCCAGGCGGAGAUGGGGGGAUCGGGCGGGGGCGAGGGGGCGCGGUCGGCGCUUCCUCUGCUCAACUUCGGCAUGGCGUCGUCGGGGCUGAUGGGGUCGUCGGACCUCAUGGGGUCGGCGCCCGCCAACACCGGCGACGCGUCGCUCAGCAUGAUGGUGGGCCACGCCGCCUUCCAGCCGCAGCCUUCCAGCAACUCCCUGCCGCCGCCGCUUAACACCACGCAGCAGCAGCAGCAGCAGCAGCAGCAGCAGCAGCAGUACCAUCAGCAGCAGUACCACGCGAGUCAGCAGCAGCAAGGGGCGCUCAACUCUUUGCAGCUCUCAGCGGCCUCCAUCGCGUCGCUCCUCGGCACCUCCGACUCCGCUGCCAUGGCCGGACCUGGCGGAGCCCCCGGAUCGGGGCCGUUGGGCGGGGCGGCGGGGAAGGGGUCUAUGGAGGGAGGAGCGUCUUCGGCGGAGGAGCGGCGCAACGGCGGCUCGCUCUCGCUCGUCCCAAACAACGCCUCGCGCACACCGCCGCCGAUGGCUUCCCCUGGCGUGGGCCACGCGGGCCAAUCUCAACCCGCGGGCGCGGGCGCGUUGAAAGGGGAGAACGGCGCGGGCGGCCCUGCGGCGGGCGCGGGCAGCGCAGGGGUGGUGGCGCGCAGCGACGGAAGCGAUGGGGAGCAGGGCGGCGGCAGCGGCCGCGACGAGCACGAGCACGAGCAGGGCGGCGACGACGGCGCGGACGACGGCAUGGGAAUGGACGGCGCGGGCCGGCCCGUGGGCAUGCGGAGCGGGGGUCGCGUGGGGUCGAGCCGGUACGAGUCGCAGAAGCGGCGCGACUGGAACACGUUCGGGCAGUACCUGAAGAACCACCGGCCGCCCGUGGCGAUGUCGCGGUGCAGCCCGCAGCACGUGGUGGAGUUCCUGCGGUACCUGGACCAGUUCGGCAAGACCAAGGUCCACGCCGACCACUGCCAGUUCUACGGCCUCUCCGGCCCGCACCCCUGCGCGUGCCCCAUGAAACAGGCGUGGGGCAGCCUCGACUCGCUCAUCGGCCGCCUGCGCGCCGCCUACGAGGAGAACGGCGGCAAGCCCGAGAACAAUCCCUUUGCCGCGCGCAUCGUGCGCGUGUACCUGCGCGACACGCGCGAGCAGCAGGGCAAGGCGCGCGGCAUGUCGUACGAGAAGAAGAAGCGCAAGCGCCAAGGCGCGCAGCCGCAGGCGCCGCCGCCCAGCCAGCCGCAGGCGAUGGUCGGCGGGGCGGAGGAGGGCGGGCGGGGCGCGGACGGCGGCAGCAGCAGCAAGGACCAGGUGGGCACGUUCUCCCCGCCCGCCGUGGAAAGCGGCGUGAGGCACGGGCAGAACGACGCGACCGUUGGUGGUAGAGGCUCAGCGGGCGGCGGGGGAGGAAUGGGCGCGGGGAGCCUGCAAGAGCAGCGCGGACUGGGGCACCUGCUGGGGCCGGGGGGAAACGCGCUGAUGCCCAUGGGGGGAGGGCAGGGUGCAACUGGCAACCUUCAGCAGGCACAGCAGCCAUCCUCGCUGCUAUCUCUCCCGUUACAAGGCCAGCAGCACCAGCAGCAGCACCAGCAGCAGCAACAGCAGCAGCGCAUGGGGGAGGCGCAUCAGGGGGCAGGGCAGCAGGGGCAGGGGGGGCAGGGGCUGUUGGAGCAGUUCAACGCGACGCUGCGCAACCAGCUGGCACUGCAGCACGCGCUGCAGGGGCAGGGGCAGGCGCAGGCGCAGGGGCAGGUGGGGCUGGGCGAGCUGAGCGGGUCGUCGCUGCUGGAGCUGGUGCAGCUGGUGGGGGGGGGUGGGCAGGCGCAGCAGCAGCCACGGCAGCAGCAGCAGCAGCAACCACAACUGCUGCAGCAACAACCGCAGCACCAUCAGCAGCAACCACUGCAGCAGCAGCAGCAGCAGCAGCAGGGCGGCGGUCUGAGUCAGGUGCUGAGUCGUCUGCUGAUGGGGCAGGGCCCUGCUGCCCCCGGUGCAUCGGACCUGCUGGGGCAGGUGGCGGGGCUGCAGGGGCUGCCGCCUGAGGCCAACCUGUUGGGGCAGCUGCUGCUGUCGCAGGCGCUGGGGGGAGGGGCCACCGCCAUGCACUCUGGCAAGCCCUUGGGGGGUGGGGCGAUGGGGGGUAUGGGCAACAGCGGUGGGGGAGUAGGGAUGCAGAACGGCAGUGGUGGGCGAGGCGGCAUGAGUGGAGGCACGGAGUAGGGCGGGUGGCCUGAUGCGGGCAUUCUUGUGCUGCUUCAAGUCAGCCACAUGCCCGUCCUGCACCAUCAUGCCUUGUCUCUGGCCAUCCAUCCCUACCUCCAUCUAAUUGGGCGUAGGCUGUUAUCUUGGAUUGUUAGCUGUGUUGCUCCUAGUCUUGGUGUUCCUUCCUAGCAUCCAAUAAAGUAGCUUAUGUUUCUUACGGCAAGUGCAUUGGAGAUUUAUGCAGACUACAUGUUUUGAAACUUAGU
Messenger RNA from Closterium sp. NIES-67, 2937 nucleotides. Lineage: Eukaryota; Viridiplantae; Streptophyta; Zygnematophyceae; Desmidiales; Closteriaceae. The record is from the annotation of a GenBank genome assembly.